This is a messenger RNA of Sciurus carolinensis (gray squirrel), 2604 nucleotides long. Its product is annotated as vomeronasal type-2 receptor 116-like. Gene Ontology annotation, cellular component: membrane. The coding region runs from base 1 to 2604 and encodes 867 amino acids. Gene Ontology annotation, biological process: G protein-coupled receptor signaling pathway. NCBI's taxonomy places the organism in Eukaryota, Metazoa, Chordata, Mammalia, Rodentia, Sciuridae. The record is from RefSeq and is a predicted model, not a curated record. Gene Ontology annotation, molecular function: G protein-coupled receptor activity. The transcript is spliced from 6 exons.
AUGGUCCCUUUGAUCUUUGUCCUCUUACUCCUGCAGGCACCCCUCCCGGCGUGCUCCUUUAACAAGUCUGACUGCUUUCAUAGAAUGAACUCCAGUGUGUACGAGGAUGGAGAUGUGGUGGUUGCUGGCUUCUUCCCCCUGUACACUUUGCUCUUAGAGAGCAGAAGCAGUGGUCCCAGCAAGCACGUCAUACACACACAGUUUAAGCCAAGGAACUACCAGCUGGUGCUGGCCUUGGUGUUUGCCAUCGAGGAGAUCAACAGGAAUGUGCACCUGCUGCCCAACGUGUCUCUGGGGUUUGAUCUCUACAACGUCCUGUUUAGCGAAUGGAACACACUGGAGAGCGCCUUCCUUUGGCUGUCGGGAACAGACAAGAAAGUCCCUAAUUACACCUGCAGGAGAGACCGCAAGUCGGUGGCAGUGCUCACAGGAAUAUCGUGGGCAACCUCUGCCCAGAUGGGGACACUGCUGCAGCUCUACAAGUUCCCACAGUUGAGGCUCACCUUUGGGCCUUUUGAACCCAUCCUGAGUGACCCUGGCCAGUUUCCUUCUCUCUAUCAGAUGGCUCCCAAGGACACAUCUCUGGCCCUUGGCAUGGUGUCCUUGAUGGUUCAUUUCAGCUGGAACUGGGUGGGGCUGGUGACCUCAGAAGAUGAGAAAGGCAUUCAAUUUCUCUCAGACUUGAGAGGGGAGAUGGGCAGGAACGGAGUCUGUGCAGCCUUUGUGGAAAUGAUCCCAGUUGGUGCCAUGUCCUACUUCCCAAAAGCCUGGUUAAAUCAUCACCAGUUCAUGACAUCGUCAGCUAACGUAAUAAUCAUUUAUGGUGACAGUGACUUUCUUAGAAGCUUAAUGUUUAAUAUACGGCAAACUUUAAUGACAUGGAAAGUCUUGGUCACAAACUCACAAUGGGAUGUUACCAUUGAUGGGAGACAUUUCAUGUUAGACUCAUUGCACGGGACUCUCAUUUUCUCACACCAUCAUGGGGACUUUUCUGGGUUCACAAAUUUUAUCAGCAUAGUUAACCCUUCCAAAUAUCCAAAAGACUUUUACCUUGCUAGGCUGUGGUAUUUCUCUUUUGAUUGCUCAUUCUCUGAGUUGGACUGCAGAACACUGGAGAACUGUCCACUGAAUGCCUCCUUGGAAUGGUUACCUGGGCAUCUUUUUGACACGGUCAUGACUGAAGAGAGUUACAGUGUUUACACUGCUGUGUAUGCCGUGGCCCACAGCCUGCAGGAGAUGCUUCUUCAGCAUGCAGAAAUGCCGACAAGGGGAAACGGGGAAGAUGUGUUUUCCGCCUGGCAGCUGCAGCCCUUCCUGAGGAACAUCCGGUUUGCAAUCCCUGCUGGAGACCAAGUGAUUUUGGAUGAGAAAAAGAAAUUGGAAGCAGAGUAUGACAUCCUCAAUUUCUGGAACUUUCCAGAAGGUCUUGGGCAUAAGGUGAAAGUUGGGAAGUUUUCCCCAUCUGCUCCAUGUGGCCAACAGUUGUCCUUAUCAGAAGACAUGAUAGAGUGGGCCACAGGGAUUAGGAAGACUCCCCACUCAGUCUGCAGUGAGAGCUGUGAUCCUGGACUCAGGAAGUCCCCCCAGGAGGGAAAGCCUGCCUGUUGCUUCGACUGCACCCCCUGCCCAGAGGAUGAGAUUUCCAACCAGACAGACAUGGACCAGUGUGUGAAGUGUCCAGAUCACCAGUAUGCCAACACAGAGAGAAAUCACUGUCUCCAAAGAACUGUGACCUUCCUGGCUUAUCAAGAUCCCCUGGGCAUGGCACUGGCCUGCACGGCUCUCUGCCUCUCUGCACUCACAGCUGCUGUACUUGGGGUCUUCCUGAGGCACCAACACACUCCCAUAGUCAAGGCAAACAACCGGACUCUCAGCUACAUCCUGCUCAUCUCCCUCACCUUCUGUUUCCUCUGCUCCCUGCUCUUCAUUGGCCGUCCCAACACAGCCACCUGCACCCUCCAACCAAUAGCAUUUGAGCUGGUGUUCACUGUUGCAGUUUCCACCGUCUUGGCCAAAACUCUCACUGUGAUCCUGGCCUUCAAGGUCACUGCCCCAGGGAGAAGGAUGAGGCGGUUGCUGGUGUCAGGGGCACCUAACUACAUCAUUCCCAGCUGCUCCCUGAUCCAGCUGACUCUCUGUGGAGUCUGGCUGGGCACCUCUCCUCCCUUUGUGGACUCAGACACACACUCUGAACAUGGCCACAUCAUCAUCACCUGCAACAAGGGCUCAGUCACUGCCUUCUACUGUGGCCUGGGGUACCUGGGCUCCCUGGCCAUGGGGACCUUCACGGUGGCCUUCCUGGCCAGGAAACUACCUGACACCUUCAAUGAAGCCAAGUUCCUGACCUUCAGCAUGCUGGUGUUCUGCAGUGUCUGGCUCACCUUCCUCCCUGUGCACCACAGCACCAAGGGCAGGGUCAUGGUGGCCGUGGAGGUCUUCUCCAUCCUGGCCUCCAGCGCUGGGCUCCUGGGCUGCAUCUUUGCCCCCAAGUGCUAUGUUAUUUUAUUAAAGCCACAUAGUUGCUCCCUACGUGGGUUCAGAGAUAAAACUCAUUGUGAGAGUAAUAAGCCUUCUCGAGUUUUAACUCGUGUUUCCUACAGUUAA